CAGUCACCAAAUAAACCAAAAGCAGUAGAAGAAGAACACGUAGCUAACUGUAGCUAACAAAGCUAAACAUUUUAGCUUCUCCUGUUGUUAUAUUAAUAUAAAGCAGACGUAGCUACUGCCUGGGAUGCUACGACUCUAGAUGCACUGAAAUCUGUCGGCCUACAAAAAGAUUUAACCGAGAUGCAGGCGGGGGGCCCUGUAGGCCCGCAGAUGGCAGCGGCCGGAGCUCAGAGUCGGUCGGAGGAUGAGGAGCCCGCAGGGAAGAAGGAUCUGAAGAGGACGACUACCCAAGCCUUCGGCGGUGGGAUUCCCAAACGGAGGAGUUCGUCCAGGUCCAUUAAGAGGAAGAAGUUUGACGAUGAGCUGGUGGAGAGCAGCCUGGUGAAGUCCUCAACCAGAGUGAAAGGCCCUCCAGUCAUAGAGCCAAUCCGCUGCUCAGGGAGCGAGCCUUCGUCCAAUGAGAAAAAGAAGGUGACAAAGUCCAGCACUACUCUUACACCCCCCCUCACCAUGGUGGUCACCCCCCCUCCCAUCGCCAAGAGGGUGAAGAAGAGCAAGCAGCCGCUGCAAAUCACAAAAGACCUGGGCCGCUGGAAACCCACCGACGACCUCCUCCUCAUCAACGCUGUUUUACAGACCACAGACCUCACCUCGGUCCACCUGGGGGUGAAGUUCAGCUGUCGUUUCACCUUCCGGGAGAUCAAGGAGCGAUGGUACGCUCUGCUCUACGACCCGGUCAUCUCAAAGCUGGCGUGGCAGGCCAUGCGCCAGCUCCACCCGGAGACCAUCGCUGCCAUCCAGAGCAAGGCCCUCUUCAGCCAGGCGGAGGAGGCCCUGAUGGCAAAGAUCGGCUCGACCAGUCAGCCGAAGCUGGAGGUGUUCCAAGAGCUUCUGAGCAAAUACCCCAGCGUGUUCCAUCCCUCCAGGACCCCCAAGAGCCUGCUGGUCCACUGGCAGCUGCUCAAGCAGUACUACCUCCUGGAGGACCAGAGUGUCCAGCCCCUACCGAAGGGGGACCAGGUCCUCAACUUCUCUGACGCUGAGCAGAUGGUCGAUGAGGCCAAACUAAAGGACAGCAGGGACGAGGUGUUGGAGCAUGAGCUGAUGAUCUCCGACCGGCACCAGAAGCGGGAGAUCCGCCAGUUGGAGCAGGAGUUGCCCCGCUGGCAGGUUCUGGUGGACAGCAUCACCGGAAUGAACGUCCCGGACUUCGACAACCAGACCCUGGCUGCGCUGCGGGGCCGCAUGGUGCGCUACCUCAUGAGGUCCAGAGAGAUCACCCUGGGGAGAGCCACCAAGGACAAACAGAUCGACGUUGACCUGUCGCUAGAGGGGCCCGCCUGGAAGAUCUCCAGGAAACAAGGAAUUAUUAAGCUGAAGAAUAAUGGUGAUUUCUUCAUCGCCAACGAGGGUCGUCGUCCGAUCUACAUCGAUGGCAGACCAGUUCUGUCCGGCAACAAGUGGAAACUUAACAACAACUCUGUGGUGGAAAUUGCAGGGUUGCGAUUCGUCUUCCUCAUCAACCUCGAACUCAUUUCACUCAUCAAAGCGGAGGCGGCCAAGAUGACUCAGCAGUGACCUCUACAGGUUUGGACUGAAACUACACGCGGAAGCCGUUCGGUCGCAGGAGCCUUGAUGAAGACCAUCAAGAACUUGUAUCUGCAUUGAGCAUCUUACGGACCUCUUGUGAUGCUCAUGCUCACCUAACCUCCGGGAGCGAGAGAGAGACAUGUUUCUUACUACCACGAUUUAACUGUAGUCUUUUUUUCUGUAUUGUUUUUUUCUGGAUAUUAAAUUGUAUUUAAACUUGACACAA
Gadus macrocephalus (Pacific cod) is the source of this 1816-nucleotide messenger RNA. It is a transcript of the gene mcrs1, whose product is annotated as microspherule protein 1. Gene Ontology annotation, molecular function: protein binding; G-quadruplex RNA binding. Bases 181 to 1578 code for a protein of 465 amino acids. The transcript is spliced from 14 exons. The record is from RefSeq and is a predicted model, not a curated record. Gene Ontology annotation, biological process: positive regulation of transcription by RNA polymerase II. Gene Ontology annotation, cellular component: NSL complex; Ino80 complex; MLL1 complex. NCBI's taxonomy places the organism in Eukaryota, Metazoa, Chordata, Actinopteri, Gadiformes, Gadidae.